Aspergillus homomorphus CBS 101889 is the source of this 558-nucleotide messenger RNA. RefSeq lists its product as uncharacterized. The record is from RefSeq and is a predicted model, not a curated record. Bases 1 to 558 code for a protein of 185 amino acids. NCBI's taxonomy places the organism in Eukaryota, Fungi, Ascomycota, Eurotiomycetes, Eurotiales, Aspergillaceae. The transcript has 2 exons.
AUGCUAGAGCUACUACCGACGCUGAGUCUCAUGUGGCUAUCGAAAUGGACUGCUUCGGGUUUCGACCCGAUGUCUGAACCCCCAUGGUCUUCUGGGAUGCUCGAGACCCAUGAGCUUUAUAUGCCGGAUAUGCAGAUAGGCAAGCUGACAUUGUUGCCAAUCAAGGAGGAAGUUCAAUCUCCCGAGUUGUGUUCAGGAUCCCGCUAUACAGGAGUUUCUGAAGCAAGAUUCCUGUGCUUUCGACAGUCACAAGUUGUACAUGAUUGUCGGCAUUAUGAUUGCGAAACGUCACUCUGUCCCACCUCAAACAAGCCAAAAAUUACUUCCCAUUCAAGCAAUCUGAGCCGAGGAUUCUUGCACCGUCUGAAUGGCCUUGCAUCAACGGAGCAGGAGGGAUUGAGCUCAGUGCACAUGACCCUUACCCUUCGUGCGCCUUCCCCAAAGAAGGCGGAGUAUUUCCCAACUAGAGAAAGGGCUGAAGAGGCAAGGCGAUCCAAGCUCCUCAAGCACGAGCAAGGCCCUUCGAGCCCUUCGCAGAAGCCUUCCAACAAGCAAUGA